AAUUGUUACCAGUUUACACAAAUAUAGGAAGUACAGAAAUUGAAGAGUUUCAUUCUUUAAAAAUUUUUUAAACAAUCAGUCUUAUCAAAAACUUAUCUUAAUUUGCUAAAUUUUAUAAUUAAUGGCCGCGUGGCAACAUGUUCUUUCGCUAGAUGCUAGAUACAAUGCCUACAGAUCACCAAAUAAUGUUUCUCAUAGAACUUUAUAUAUCCGACGUCGUAGUCAAAUGCUACGACAACGUUCCGAAUUAGUCAAUCAAACAGAUGACUUUGAUGUGAGGGACUAUUUGCGUUUAAGAUCUAUUCUCUUAAGUCAGAGAUAUGGAGCACAAGCAUUCUCGGAUGUUAGUAGCGUUCGAAGUAGGACAAUAAGCUUAAGGAGCGUUAGCAAAAACACUGAUAGUGAUAUAGAAGGACGAACUGACGUUCGAGCAUGGAAAACUCGUCACUACCCCCAAAAAGCUGGUGUAGUACCAACUCUUUUAGCAGAUGCAAGCAGAGCUAUGGCUGGCGACACUAGCGUAGAAGAGAAUUAUGCUUUUGCUGGUAUGCAUCAUAUUUUUGAUCAACAUAAAGCGGCUGUAACUUCAAUAGUCUUUGCUCACGAUGAUAAGUCAAGAUUAGCAUGCGCCUCGUUAGAUGGUUCCAUUUCUGUUUGCCAACUUAUUCCGGCUCCUGCAACAGUAAUUUGUGUUCUAAAUGGCCAUGAAAAAGGUAUAUCAGGCUUGGCAUGGUCAAUGAGUAAUGAUCACGUUCUAUCAUCGAGUUACGAUGCCACUGCUAGGUUGUGGGAUGUAGCCAGUGGUAAAUGUAUUCGAAUUAUGGAGGAUCCUUUAAAAUAUUCCGUUCUUUCGUGCGUGUUUCAACCAGCUAAUAAUAAUUUAUUUGCUACAGGAAAUAGUAAUUCAAUGAUUCAAGUGUACAAUAUAUCAACCGGAAAAGUUGUAAAGGGAGGUCUCGGUAAAGCUGUGGGGAAAGUAUUUUCAAUAGAGUUUGAUUCCUUUGGUCGAGUUUUAUGGGCUGGAGAUAAUCAAGGAUUUAUCACUGCCUUUCAAUUCGAUAUCGUUCACGGAAAAUUAACAAGAGCUAAGCGAAUUACAGUUAUGGAACAUCAUUCUAUUACCAGUAUUUCGUCUAGAACAUGGAUUAGUAGAGAAGCAAGGGAUCCAUGUCUAUUAGUUAAUUGCGCAAUGAAUAUAUUAUGUCUAUAUCGGAUUACGGACGAGCAAGGUGGUUUGGAACUCCGUAAAAAUUUUCCUAUUAAACAUCGCCAAUCUAAUAUCAAAAGUUGCUUUUGUCCACUAAUGUCAUUUCGUCAGGGAGCUUGCGUUGUCUCUGGAAGCGAGGACUGCUGUGUCUAUUUUUUCGAUGUUCAACGCGAACAGAAACCGUGUAUCAAUAAAUUACAAGGUCACGCUGCCCCAGUUUUAGACGUCGCUUUUAAUUAUGAUGAAUCUCUUUUGGCGUCCUGCGAUGCUUCUGGAAUUGUAAUAAUUUGGAAAAGAGAACAGAAAUCUUAA
Molecule: messenger RNA, 1519 nt
Organism: Dimorphilus gyrociliatus
Lineage: Eukaryota; Metazoa; Annelida; Polychaeta; Dinophilidae
Source: the annotation of a GenBank genome assembly